CGAAACGCUUGGUCAACGUUUUGCAUGCGAUGUGGCCGAGGCGGCGGUCCAAGAAGCGGCCGCAUGCCACAGCCCAUCCGCUGCCUCCUGUGACUAGUUCAAUUCUACCGUCGCCUUCUACAUCUACUUCAAAGAACCAACGUACCGCCGUCGACGCCGGCGAUGUUUCAGUCGUCACCAGUCGAGACUUCAUUGCGACUCAGCCGUCGUACCACACCCUUCUCACGUAUACGUCGCUUGUAAAGGACCACACACUGGACCUUCGCGCUGGCAACUUCAUCGAGCGUAGUAAAGCCAGAUGGACAUCACGACACCAACGACCACCUGACACGGUGGUGGCACGACAGCGUCUGGAAGUCUCCGCGGCGUUGACGAUUCAAUGCACGGCGCGAACAUUUCUUGCCAAACGACGGCUUCACUCGACUCGAACGGCGUGCUUAGACCUCCAGCGACAACGUGCCACGUACAUCUCGGAAUGGCGCAGUCCGCUCCAGGCGGCAUGGUCGUCUGUUGUGCGACGUCCACCCCGCACUGCACCGUUUUUGCACGUGUUGUUUCCACUGGAGACUCGUCGGCCAUUCUCCGUUCCAUCCACGUCGGCGUACUAUACACUGGCUGCGAUACUCCUUCAGAGCCAGCUCCAUUUUCGCACGGCAGUUCGGCGAGCGCGUUAUGUCCGUCAGCCACGCCCCCUACGCCUCUUCAUCACCCAGGCCGUCGUGCAAACUUGUACUUUGGUGCACUUAUUUCGGCAACACGUCGGUGCCUACGCGGCCCUCGUGCUGCAAUGUAAAAUGCGCUCGCGAUGGGCCAUCCGUCGGCACUCCCACCUGUCCCAAGUUCGACGACGCCAUCGAGCUGCCCUCGUGAUUCAAUGCGCGUAUCGUUGUCACCUAGCCCGGCGCGCGGUGGCCGCCCGGCGGUUCGCCACCGCAGCCACGACUAUCCAAUGCGCCUAUCGAUGCCACGUUGCUCGUCAGCUUGCCAGGCGGCUGCUGUAUCGACGGUGCGCGCAAAGGUUGGUCCUUGCCGUGAUGGCGUGCACGAUUCCUGUGGUCGCGAUGACGAUUUCCCACACAGCUGCUCGUCGAAUUCAGCGAGUCCAGCGCGGCAGGGCAGCGCGCAGUCGGUUCCGAACACUCGCUCUCAAGAACGAGACCACGCGGCUGAGGCAGUCACCUUUGCGAGGGUACAUGUUGUACGCGCGAGGAUCGUACUACGAUGCCGCGCUGCUCCUCGAGCAGAGCUUCUUGGCGGGUUAUGCAGAUGACGAGAACAACGACGAGAUGUUCUGGGUCAAGUUUGGCACGGCGCAUUUCUAUUCGUAUGAGGCAACAGGGGACCGAAGCCACCUGGAGAAAGCGCUCGCGGCCUUUCAACGGCUCUUUCCCAAAGCCAGCGACGUCGAUCGACCUGCAGCGGAGAGAAAUGGUACAGGCAACAACCUGUCGCCCUCCUCGCGGCUCGUCUUGGGGCUAGUCUACGCCACGGCGCUGUUUUUCAACCACUCGUUUGGUCCUUGUUUGGCACUCUGCGACGAAGUUCUAAACGUGCGCUCAUCGCCUGCCCUGGACAAGGAAUGGGUAGCCACGGCGCACGUCCUGGCAUCCAAUGUGUGCUUUUUCAACCAUAAGUUGGACGCUUGUGCGGCACAUCUCGCAGCAACGAUUGCACUGGGGCCACUCAAGGCAUACUCGGAGUUGGCACUUCGUUACAUGCUCGCGACGGUUUAUGCACUCUUAUCCAAACAAAACGAUACCGAUGUGGCAGCCACGACGAUGGCCCCACUGGCAAUUCCUACGGCUGGUGGAACGGCGCCCGAAGGAAUCCUUGUGAAAAGGGACGACGAGAAUGUCGAGAUUGAGCUGAACGAUCGCGAUCUGUUGAAUCGCGAUGGCGUGCCCGACGCUGCCGUGGAUCACGCCGACAUGGGGGGCAAUGUACCGACACUACAAGAUGCAGCCAAAUCGAGAACGCCAGAAGCAGGCGAUGGCGCCCCCACAACGACUCUAGAACGUCCCUGUCGUGUCCCAGAGACUGAAGCGCAACGGUACCACAGGUUGUCGGAAAUGGAGUACGCCAUUUGCUAUUCCAUAGUCGAGCUGUGGCCAGACGUUGGAUUUUACCAUGGCGUGAUGGCUCCAGCAGCCGCCGAAGCGAAGUUGCAGCAAUCACCGGGAGGAACAUUUCUUGUGCAUCGAAUCAAAGCAUCGUCGCCGCACGUCUACAUCAAGGUCAAGUGGGACGAUGGCGCGAUCACGACGAUGAAGGUUACCCGGGGAUCUACUGGCGAUGACACCGACAAGUUCUACCGAAAUCCCAACAGCCCCGACGCCACAGACACGACGUUGGUAGGGUUUUUGAGCAAGUUGCCGCGAGCUGCCGGGAUCUCUCUCCGGCAAGGACUGCGCUGCCGUCAGUCGCCUUCGCGCAGAUCGGCAGGAACAGCAGCGUUUGGCGUCGACUGGACGCAUUGGGAACAAUGGUAUCUCACCGACCAUGCUUGGCUGCAUGCCGCUCAUUUGUGGGAUCAGCACUCCGGCUAUGUCUUUUCAAAUUUCCUCGCGUCGACAUGUCCAGCGUUUUUGCAGUACCAGGCGACGAAAGCAGCCCAGGAACUGACAAAACGAAAAAGCUGUGGCAAUGUCGCGCAUCCAAAACGAGCCACUAGCACGGGAUGGCACACUGCCAAACGCAAACCGUUGACCAUACCACCCGCGACGUCGGAGGAACUUCGUGCGCAAGGAGAAGCAUGGCUUGUUCAAGCAAAAGCGGCUCGCGGGAUCGGGAAACUCAUGGACAGCCUCAUUUGCAUUCAAAAUGCAGUCGCAAUCAACCCAACCUACGAAUGCAUUCGUCGCUCGUGGUCGUCGAAAGCGACGACAAACCUUGCCGCCGCCAUGCGCCGCGUCCAAAAGCUCGAUCGGUUGUGGAGCCGCGCCCUCGCAUUCGACACGUACACUCCAAGCACGCGCGGGCAACCUCAAGCCGAAGCGUUGUUGCUGGAAUGCAUUUAUCGCCAGCACUUCCACGCCCUCGCGACAGUCGACGUGCACCGACGCCUUGUCCGUGCCCACAUUCGCGCCUACUGCAUGGACGGCUUCGACCUCGCUCACUUGGACAUGGCGUUACGGUCCAUGGAUGCCCUCGCGGACGCGUAUCGGAACCAACAUGCGUCGUCGACGGCGGCAUUUCCAGUCCCGGUUCCUCGGCAGUAUGGCCCGUCCGUGCCCUCAACUGCCCCCGCUCGUCGAAUUCUGCCGUCCACGACGUUGAAGCCUGUGUCGCCAUCAAAGAAAACCAAGAAGAAGAUGUCUUCAGCGGCAUUGCAGGCGACAGAAGCAUCUACCCCAGCGGAAAAGCCCGAGCGUACUCUUCCGCCACCCGAGCAAAAAGGACAAGCAAAACGACCAAGGUCAUUGCGAGUUUCCACCAUCGAACCGCACUGGCCUGUGGAGCUGCUCGCGGAAAUGGCGGAAGUGACGUAUCGGUCGCUCCAGAUAACUCGCGCCGUCGAUUCCCUUUACGCGCUUGCCAAACGCAUAUCGAACGCACCAGCGUACACGCACUUGUUUCGCAACACCCUUGUGCGCCUCGCGUUUCUGCUGGCACAUCGGCGGCAGUUCGAUCGAGCAGUCCGAAUAAUGACACACCUCUUGCACGAGGUGGAUGCGGCUCCUCGGGACCCCGUCGUCGCGGUAUCGAUUCCAAAGUGGCCCGUGGCAAUGCCAUUCGAGUUUUCGACAACAGACGUCCGGUUCAUGCGAGGCGUCGUGAUGGACAUGGCAGCGGAGGUUGCUCCCGACGCGCAACAGCGCAACCAAGAAAAAGCGUGGGCUGACUUUGCUCCGCUGCACAACGAUCUCGUCCGACAAGUGCAAAAGAUGCUCCGGGAAGAGCAAGCCACGACCAACUCGGCCGCAUUUCGCGAAACCCACGUCAGCGGCGUAGUCGUCACUGUGGGCGAGUGCCACGGCUUGCACAUCCCCAACAUCCUCGUUUCGAACGUUCGCGUAGUCGUUGUAAUGGACCACCACCCUGGGAAGAAAUGCCAUAGCGGAGUGUCGACGGCCGACCCGCCGUCGUGGGAGACUAUGCAACCCAACUGGAACGACCAAGUCGUGUCGAUCCCUGCCUCAACCAAGCACUCGACGGUCACCGUGCUCGUCGUCAACAAAGUCCACCUGCGUGACGUUGUCAUGGCGUCGAUGACUCUGCCGCUGUCGACGCUCUUUGCCUGCGGUCAAAUCGCGAUGAAGCCGUGGCGGUUGCUCUCGCCGACGACGGACCACUCGUCACUCUCGCCACACAGCACAACUCAAGCGGCCCCGACGCUUGGCCUGGCGUUCCAACUCACGACGUUUCGCCCGCAGUUUACACGCGACGAUAAAGAGAAACGGGACAUCGCAUUCGCCCUCGGAGAUUUUCUCAACCAACCAUUUGUGUGGCACUCGUACGGUGCGCGGUUCGUCCGGGUGUCGGAUCACUUUCUCGCCCGCCACUUUUUGCUCCAAGCUCUGCGCCGCGUCCCUCUGCCGCACGACCUCCGAGCCGUUCACAUGAUGCUUGAUGUUGCGCGAUGUGACUUGGCGUGCCGAGCCGGCCACCCCUGCGCAAAGCAGGAUACGGUCACAAAGUCGCGCCCUGCGUCCACCGCGGUGGAGUGGCUCCAAAAGGCCCACGUGGCCGCACUGAUGCUCGAGCCGCGCCACAUACACGUUGAAAAUGCCAUCUUGGACGUCAUGCAGCAGGCCAUGAUGCAGGAGUCGCCAUUCGAACGCAAACUGGACGUGUGCAUGACGCAGCCGUUGGAGGUCGACUACAUUGCCGUCACAUCGGAGCAUGGCCAGUACUUUGUGAACAAGGAGACGGGCGAUUGCAUCCUGGACGAACCGCUGGGGUAUGAAGCGCAAGUUCAGAAGCCGCCGCUAAGGCGCAUGGUCGUGUUUAGCGACUCGAUGAAGCAGCGCGUGCUGCGACUGCGCCGUGAGAUGAAAGUUGCCGCGGCCGCCGACUCCGACCAAUGGGUCGCCAUGUACGAUGAAUUCCACUGCCGCAUGUUCUACGUGAGCCAAGUGCACUCGAUGCAAAGCUACACGACGCCGGCUCGCUACGUCAUGGUGGGCGACGAAAUGACGGUGUACAGCGUCCUCGUCAUCCAAGACGUGUUUCGAACGCGGCGCCGACGGGCUCGACUCCGACGCCUCCUUCGCCGAGCAGUUCGAGUGGUCGGCGUGGGGCUGUACGUGCAGGCAGCGUGGAGAGCUCGCGUGAAAGCACGAGCUAUUCGAGCCACCAAAGUUCCGCUGACGUGUUUGAAGGUCAUCAUCCACCGGGCCGAGGGACUCCGCGCGGCCGAUCGCGUAUCCAGCGAUCCGUUUGUGCAGCUAGACCUUCCUGGCUGCAAGACUCGCCGCACAGCAAUUCGAAAAGCGACCCUAACGCCGGAAUGGGACGAAGUGUUCCACAUGAGGUAUACGUGGCUUAACCACGAACUCGCCAUGCAACAGCACCAAGCGCUGCUUGCGGCCGGGAAGCAACCAGGCAGUGGAGACGGCGGCGCCGACGGACAAGAAAUCGAGGACACGGUCAACCUGCGAAGGGUGCGACGCCAGCUCGAGCACAACCUGGCGCUCAACGACGGAACACUCGACGGUGAGGACAACGCAAGCGAGCGUGACCAGAGUGGUGACGACGAUAACGAGGAGAAAAGCGUCAGCGACAACGAUGGGCCCAUGCUAACCCUGACCGUGUACGACUACGACGCGCCAAGUCGAGGCAAUGUCGAAUCGUCCAGUGACUUUCUCGGCCUGGCUACGGUGCCCGUCGAUGCGCUGGACCACGGCAAAGCCAUCUCGGCGGCGCUCACGCUUCGCGAUGAAGAUGGGUACCUGUCGCCUCGGCCCCGAGGGACGCUCGACAUCACGGUGCAGUGGAUUCCGCAUGUGUUUCCAAUCCGGCUGCGAUCUGCGCUGGUCGCCGUGCACGCCAUCGCUCGAAUGGACGGUUUGAUGCGACGCACGUACGCCGAGCGACGGAAGACGCAGGCGCCGCCCAGGAAGCCGAAACCAACCAUGUCGGACGAUGAACGCAUGCUCCUCGAGCUCAUCACGUCGACGUGGCACGAUGCGCUCGUCAAGCUCGCGGAUGCCAUCGUGAUGGCGGACCAGUUGCAACGGCUCAUGCUUCGAUUGCAAGACGCUCGUAAGUCGCACACGAACGCCGAGGAAGAAGAGCAUAUUGAACGACGAUUGAACGCGGUAAUGCGCGAUCAAUUUGGCGGCAAGCGGCAAGCUGUGGACGUCGCUAUGGGGGUCGUCGCCAAGGGACUGCGAAGGUUUGCAAGGACAACGAUGGACGAAGUGGUGGCGUAUGUCGGGAGCGGCACGGACGUCAUCCUCCAGGAGAAGAUCGCGCUGUGGUUUGCCAACCUUGGAUACGUGGCCGGUCAGUCGACACCGCGCCGUGACGACGCGCCGCCACCGCCAGCCACCGAGACGUACGAUUGCAUCAUGCAGUUUGUGUUGUCGCAGAAGGAGAAGUUCGUGCUGUGGGAAACGAGUUUGCGUGGGGUUGUCGAAGAGGGGUUUGUCGACGGCAAGUGGGCAUAUGACAUGUCGAAAGAACUCGCGAUUUGCAGGAAGAUCGAAGCCACGUUGGGCGAUGCACCGACGGACGUUCCGCAGAUCUCGUUUGAAGAGGAAGAGCGCAUCAAGCAGAGGCAGCAUGUGAGGGCCAAGAAGCUCGAAAAGCAAAAGAAGCGCAAAAAGUAGACGCAAUUGUAGGACGUAGCGUUGGGCGCGCGAUGGCAACGUCCAUCGCUUCGACUCGAUUGCGACGAAAUUGCAUUAAACUCGUUCCCGGUGAAACGACUAGAGUGCACAACCCACCUUGC
This is a messenger RNA of Aphanomyces invadans, 6895 nucleotides long. RefSeq lists its product as hypothetical. The record is from RefSeq and is a predicted model, not a curated record. The coding region runs from base 30 to 6773 and encodes 2247 amino acids. The transcript has 11 exons. Gene Ontology annotation, molecular function: calcium ion binding; protein binding. Lineage: Eukaryota; Oomycota; Saprolegniomycetes; Saprolegniales; Verrucalvaceae.